Pocillopora damicornis (cauliflower coral) is the source of this 2055-nucleotide messenger RNA. RefSeq lists its product as uncharacterized. The record is from RefSeq and is a predicted model, not a curated record. Lineage: Eukaryota; Metazoa; Cnidaria; Anthozoa; Scleractinia; Pocilloporidae. Gene Ontology annotation, biological process: proteasome-mediated ubiquitin-dependent protein catabolic process; protein polyubiquitination. Gene Ontology annotation, molecular function: protein binding; ubiquitin protein ligase activity.
CAUGACAACAUGGUUAGUCGAUCAAAGAGACUGUCACGCUUUCUCAGGACGUGAUUGAAGUAAAUUUUCCGAUUGCAAAAAAAAUGGUAUGAUCUUCGAAGAUAGCCUUGUUAAAGUAACUAAUGAACCUGUUUGAGAGUCGUUUUCAGUAUUCAGAUUUAAUAUUAACUGGUUGCUCAGUUGUUUAUUUGAUAUAACCAGCUGUUCGUGAUUAGCAUAUUACGUACAAUUAAAUAUUCAAUACAACAAUCAAUUACACCACUGAAAAACCGAAACGUUUUAUUCGUCAGACGUGUCUACAUUAACUAAAGCAGUUUUCAUUUUUCAUCAUUUUUAAAUGAUACAAAAUGCCCGAAAGAUCGCUGAAGAAUUGGUUUAAGCUCGCCUUUCACUUGUUUGUGAGUGACCAGUGGGAGAAAGUCGAAGAAAUCGUGCAGGAUAAUGAUUCCACGUACAGAUGGCUGAAGGAGCAGAUCCUACGCGAGGUAUGCAAAAUUGAGGAAAACUCUUUCCGGAGUUUUCUCGGCUCCGCAGCGCUGAAUAUCCGCGACAGGUUGAUCACCAUAAAACACGUGAAUCCAGGCGAAGAAAUUUUCAGCAAAGUCAAAUUUUGGCUGAACCAGCAGACGGGAAAAUUUGUCUUAGAAGACAGUAACAACGCGACGGAAGACAGAGUGAUAGGAUGCAAGAUCGCUUUGCUCGAGGCUUCGUUCAUCUACCUCGAUGAGAGCGAGAUGGUCGCGAAUUUCUUUCGCCAUUUGCUGAAUAAGCUGCGAGGUAUCGCCGGGGUUAAUUCAGCCAUUGAAGAGAAAAACAACCCUACAAUUUUGGCCCAGGUCAAAGUCAUUGACGAUGCAGCGAAGGAGUACGUAAGAAGUAUUGGGCAAGAACUUGGGGAUUGGCCCGUAUUUGAUAUCUCCGCCGAGGCCCUGCCGAGCGAGAAACCCGAUUACGAGCCCCCAGCGAUUUGGUGCUUCGGUGAUUAUGGCAUGGCUGAUGGUCAGAUGUGCUACCCAGAGAAAGUAGCCAUUGAUAAAGAGGGGCAGUUCCUUGUGUUGGAAGAGCACACGAUCGGAAUGGGAGGCGUAGUGACCAUCCAACGUAUCCAGCUCUUUAGCGCUAAAGGAAAAUUUUUGAAAUGCCUAUUGAAGCGAGGCGAAGGAAAGGUCAAUGGUAUGACAGAUUUCUGUCUCACCAAAGACGGAAACAUUCUUGUCGCAGACGAAGACGAAAACGGCCACGGAAGGAUUCAGAUAUUCGAUUACGAAGGCAACAGGCUUGUGCAAAUCAUUCCGGAGGUCCAUGACCCAGAAGUUUAUCCCCACUUCGCGAGCGUUGCUAUUGAUUCCAAUGGUAACAUUAUUGCUGGUGAUUCCUCAAGCUAUAGGAUCUACAUCCUGAGCGCUACUGAAGGAAAGACACUCUGCAAGUUUGGAAAGUUUGGUCGUGAAGAAGGCGAAUUCCAGGCCAUCAAUCAUGUCAGCUGUGACGAUUCCGGUAAGAUCUACGUGUCCGAUUCAGCGCUGCACAGAAUCCAAGUUUUCAGUGGUGCCGGUGACUACCUGAGUUUAUUUGGUCCAAAGGGUACUCACUUGCGCUUCUUGCUGUUUGAUGCUGCGAGGGGCGAGGUGUAUGGCUCGGAUUACAGAAAUCACAAGGUGAAAGUAUUCUCCAUGGCUGGGGAGCCGCAGAGAGAGCAUGGGAAAUAUGGCACCGCCCUGCACGAGUGUUGGUUCCCGUUAGGACUGGCCCUGAUGCCUGAUGGGAGGAUCGCGAUAGCCGAGAGAGAGAACCACAGGAUCACAGUGUUAAAAAUUUAAGAUGACGGUUGAAAAGUUGAUGGUGGGAUGUUUAAGGAAGAAGAGGGAGGAGAAAAGAAACAUUUUAUUCAGUGAAAAAAAUGAUUAGAAUCAUCCUCAUUUUUUUACUAGGUCUUUCUCAGAGACAGGCUAAAUAGUUAGCAAAAUAUAUUGAGGAAUUGAGUAGUCUAAUUUCUCGUUUGUACUGGUUUAAAAAAUACACUCAUCUGAUUAAACUGGUGUUAAAUUGGUGGAA